UCUGCUCCGCCUGGUACAGUACCGUGACUCGAUCCAGACUUUCUUAUACCAGACAAUCAAAGCAAGCACCGACGAAGCGGCAGAAUUUUCGUGAAAGAAUCACACACAGUGAGCAGCAUGCGGCAUCAAAACGCAGCUUGGCGGCCAUGGUGCGUCAUCAUCACGACACUCAUCACUUUCAGCACGAUUUCAGAAUCGACCAACACGACGUGCGACUUCGAGUCUGGAUUUUGUGGCUGGAAAAACUUGCUCAGCAAUGGCGUGAACUGGAGACUGAUGAGCGGCUCAACGCCGUCUGUUGGAACGGGCCCUACUACGGAUCACACAAAAGGAACAUCCUUAGGUCAUUACGUGUACAUUGAGACGUCAGGAGUAAGAAAUGCACAAGCUGUACUUGCAAGUUCUGCUGUAACCAACUCAAAUAAAAUGACCUGUAAAUUAUCAAUGGCAUAUCACAUGUACGGCUCACAAAUUGGUACAUUGGAAGUGAUUGCUCACACUACGUACGGAAACUCUCCAGUGUGGAGUCAUUUUGGCAACCAGGGGAAUCAGUGGCUAAACACUACUGUUGACUUUGGAAGCAUCACUGGCUCGUUUGAAAUUUAUGUACGUUUGUUAUUGCUAGUGAUCAGAACUGAAAGUACUAAUUGA
This is a messenger RNA of Corticium candelabrum, 651 nucleotides long. RefSeq names its product MAM and LDL-receptor class A domain-containing protein 1-like. Gene Ontology annotation, cellular component: membrane. Lineage: Eukaryota; Metazoa; Porifera; Homoscleromorpha; Homosclerophorida; Plakinidae. The transcript has 4 exons. The record is from RefSeq and is a predicted model, not a curated record. The coding region runs from base 118 to 651 and encodes 177 amino acids.